GGCAAAGGCGGCAAAAAAGCACGACCCGCAUGUGACUCUCACCUGACUCUUCCUCUCUCUGACAAUGUCUUCUUCGAGGUCUCUCCGGUCGUCAAUCUCGCCGUUCCGGUCACGAAGUUUGACGCCGGGACCACCACCUCCUGCUAAACGGCCAUCCAAGACGUCGUCUAAGCCGCCUACUUCAAAGCUUCCUUCAAAGCCUUCGAUUUCUCCGCCGAUUUCGACAACUCCGUCAACGCCGAGCUUUGACCGGCCCGAUUCGAGUAAAGCUAAAGAGAAUGUGACGGUUACUGUCAGGUUUCGGCCUCUCAGUGCUAGAGAGAUCAGCAAAGGAGAUGAAUUAGCUUGGUAUGCUGAUGGAGACUAUACGGUUCGAAAUGAGUACGAUCAGAACUCUGCCUAUGGUUUUGACAGAGUCUUUGGUCCAGCAACAACUACUCGCCAUGUUUAUGAUGUUGCAGCCCGACAUGUUGUUAGUGGUGCCAUGGAAGGAAUUAAUGGUACAGUAUUUGCAUAUGGUGUUACUAGUAGCGGGAAGACUCAUACGAUGCAUGGGGAGCAAAAGUCACCUGGAAUCAUUCCGUUGGCUGUGAAGGAUGUGUUCGGUAAUAUACAAGAG
This is a messenger RNA of Ilex paraguariensis (yerba mate), 619 nucleotides long. The record is from the annotation of a GenBank genome assembly. NCBI's taxonomy places the organism in Eukaryota, Viridiplantae, Streptophyta, Magnoliopsida, Aquifoliales, Aquifoliaceae.